This is a messenger RNA of Pezoporus occidentalis (night parrot), 1115 nucleotides long. RefSeq names its product nanos C2HC-type zinc finger 1 (gene NANOS1). The record is from RefSeq and is a predicted model, not a curated record. Gene Ontology annotation, biological process: oogenesis; negative regulation of translation. Bases 84 to 875 code for a protein of 263 amino acids. NCBI's taxonomy places the organism in Eukaryota, Metazoa, Chordata, Aves, Psittaciformes, Psittacidae. Gene Ontology annotation, cellular component: perinuclear region of cytoplasm. The transcript has 2 exons. Gene Ontology annotation, molecular function: zinc ion binding; mRNA binding.
GAGGAGGGCGCGGAGCGGGGCCGGGCAGGGGGGGCCCCGCAGGGCCCUCGGGGGAGCGGGAGCUCCCGUGCGGCCGUACCCACAUGGAGGCUUUCCCCGGCGGCAAGCUGGAGCAGCACCGGCACCUCCCGGCCGUGGAGUGCCUGCCGGGCGCCCGCUACGGCGGCCGGAGCCACAGCGCCUGCGGGAACGUGUUCAACUCCUGGAACGAUUACCUGGGGCUGGCCACGCUCAUCACGAAAGCCGUGCGUCCCGGUAAGGGCUUCGGCGCCGAGCCGCCCUCGGUGGUGGUGGCGGCUGCUGUGCCGCCGGCGGAGGAGGAGGAAGAAGAAGAGGAAGAGGAGGAAGAAGCGGCGGGGCCGUACUUCGAGGGCGCGCUGGACUUGCACGACCUGGACCUGUGCGGGCAUCAUCACCACCACCACCACCAUCAUCACCACCACAGCGAGGGGCUGCUGGAGGAGCGCUUCGCCGACUUCAGCCCGUUCCCCGGUCGCGGCGGUCCCGCCGCUGUGGUGUUGGACUGCUCGGGGGAGCUGCCGGUCCGGGAGGGCUCCGGCCACGCGUGGGGCGGUGUAGUGGUAGCGGGGCGGCUGCCGGCGCACCCGCGGGCCGCCUCUCGCCUGCUCAAGCCCGAGCUGCAGGUCUGCGUCUUCUGCCGGAACAACAAGGAGGCCGUGGCUCUCUACACCACCCAUAUCCUCAAGGGACCCGACGGCCGCGUCCUGUGCCCGGUGCUGCGCCGCUACACCUGCCCCCUCUGCGGCGCCAGCGGCGACAAUGCCCACACCAUCAAGUACUGUCCCCUCUCCAAAAUGCAGGCGGCCCGGCAGCUCAAACACGCCCGGACCGCGCUGGGCAAGAAGGGCCGUUAGGUGCCGGGACCCCGACGGCCGCCUCCCGCUCCUGCCCAUUGGGGUUUUGGUCUUUGGAGUCUUCCCCCCCACACACACACACACCACCUCACACGUCGGUGUAUUGAAGGCCGGGCCGGGGUCGGUGCGCGCUGGUCGGUGCGGAGCCCGGCGCGGGGCCGCGGGGAUCGCGCAGCGUAGACGCACUGUGUUUGGUUAUUGUAAGAAAAAAAAUAUAUAUAUAUGUGAUUUUUACGGAAA